Naegleria fowleri is the source of this 1329-nucleotide messenger RNA. RefSeq lists its product as uncharacterized. The record is from RefSeq and is a predicted model, not a curated record. The coding region runs from base 1 to 1329 and encodes 442 amino acids. Lineage: Eukaryota; Heterolobosea; Eutetramitea; Acrasida; Naegleriidae. The transcript has 2 exons.
AUGGCACACCAUCAACUUCAAAAAAAUAUUUUUUCUUUCCUUCCUUACCUGUUGUUGAGAGCUCCGAGAAGAAGUGGAGCGACCAUUCAAUUUUCAUCAUCAUCACUAUCGGAUUUAUCAUCUGUAAUUUUUAAAAGGAUUGGAAUUUUCAAUAAUAACCGGAAGAGCAAUAAUUAUAAUUUUUGUACCGAAGGAGCACGAAAGUAUCAUUCGAUUUGUUGUAGAGCCUCUAUGAUGAUUUCUGAAGCAAAUGACGGAAAUACAACGACCAAUGAGAAUGGUCUCACAAAUGAGGUGAAACCAGUUUUGGAGAGGAUAUACAACACAAGCUACAAGAAUUGCAUUGAUUUUUUGACCGAGGACGCCAAACUUAAUGAAGAAUUGGGUAAAAUCGAUAAACACGAAGCUGUAAAAAUAUUUCCAGAAAAUUCUCUUCAAAAGUAUUUUGUGUACAGCAAUUUAUAUGAAGCGCUCAUAUUGGAUGCUAAAACAAGGUGUAGAUAUUGCUGGAUGAUCAACAAACAAUGUCUUUGUGGAAAACUAAAGCCAUUCACGUUUUUACCAAAGUGGACAAAAAAUGUGGAAUGCUCUUCCAAUACUAGUAGCGACUACUCACUUCACACUAAAAAGGUUGAGAUUAAUCUUCAUUUACAUUUUCUAAUGCACAAGAAAGAAUUCCACAAAUCUACAAAUAGUGUGAAAAUAUUACUACACACAGAUGCAACACAAACGGCUCAUUUAUACAUUGACCAACAUGAGAUGCAUGAAGCGGUAAUUAAGAAUCUUGUGGAGGUGGCGUCACAGCCUGGAAGUAACCAAUUUGUUUAUAUUCUCUUUCCGUCAGCAGAUUCUCAGACAGUGGCUCAAGCUCUUCCUGAGGACAUUGGAUCACUUUACAAAAAUUUAGACGACAGAAGAACUGGAUUUAUAGAAUCAGUUAAUGACUUUCAUUUCCAUGUUUUUGUGCUGGAUGGCACAUGGAACGAAGCAAGAAUGUUAAAUAGGCGAGACUCGUUUGCUGGCUGUAGGCGGAUCAAAAUAGAUGUACCAACAAAUUACAAUUAUGUUUUCAAGCUCGUUCGUACAGGAAAAGUUGAAGGACGAAUUAGCACCCUAGAAGCAGUAACUUUAUUGUUGAAAGAUUUUAACCAAGUUUGCAAUUCUGAACUAGCUGUCAAUGGGGUAAUACUGAAGGAAUGUGAGGAAAGCCCAAAUUUUGAGAGUUCCAUUCAAUCAAUCUAUGAAAACUUGAACACAAUGAUUGACAUCUCGUGUGUCAAAUCAAGAAGGCAUGGUUUGGUGGAAAAAUCUUUAAAGAAUUUUCAGUAA